CCUGUGGCCGCGGGGCCCUUCGACAGCGGGCCGCCGAACAGCGCCUUGACCACGGCCUCCGGGGUCGUCUGGAAGGUCGCGGUGACGCCGUCCAGGAUCCACUCAACCUUCGCGGUCGCGUCGAUGGCCCCGAUCACCUCGGGCCCGCCAAGGUCGUGAUCAUGAGCUCCCAGUCUGAACGCCAAGAGCAGAUCACCUUGGCCCCAGGGUCGAUGGCAUGCACCUUCUGCUCUAAGAAAGCCCUGGCCCGUCCGCCCGUGCUGUACAAAGCCUGCACGUCGGGCUCCCUCUCGACUGCAGUGUCGAGCUCCCGAUCCUUGUAGCAGUUCGAGGAUUAUUUCAGGAACUCGUUGAAGGUCUGGCAGGUCUCUGAAGCAAACGGCGGAGUGAUUGUGAGGCGGACUUUCCAGCCUCGAAGCCCGACCAUCCCCACAACGCCGACUGCCCCAUGAAGUCUCACCGGCAGCAAUGGGAUCAGCUUCUCGCGAAGCGCCUUCGCCUUGUCAC
Molecule: messenger RNA, 507 nt
Organism: Prorocentrum cordatum
Lineage: Eukaryota; Dinophyceae; Prorocentrales; Prorocentraceae
Source: the annotation of a GenBank genome assembly